AAUCGAAUGAAAAUUAUGCUCCAAAGUCCACCGCAUACAACUCAAAUGCUGACAAUUUCUGAGCCAAUUUGAAAAUUCUUCAACAAUCUUGAUUUCUUCGCCUCUUAUUGUUAUUUCUCCAUACCUAGUGCUUUUUCAGGAGAAAGAGAGAGAGAGGGAAAGGGGAGAGAGAUGGAAAGCAUAACAACAGGGUGGCAAGUAAUUUCAUUAUGUGGGGUAGCACUUUGGAUUGUGAUUUCUUCAAAGUUGAAGGUGACUCAAAAGCUCAGAUCUUGUACACAGCCAUGGAUCUGUCAACGUGUGAUUUCUGGAACUCCCAUUGUUAUUAGGAUUCAGAAAUACCAGCACAGAUGUUUGGAUGCAUUUUUUUCUGGGUUAUCUUGUGUUGUUUCUGUACCUUUUUAUACUGCCUUUCUUCCCCUGCUUUUCUGGACUGGGCAUUGCAAAUUGGCUAGGCAAAUGACACUCUUGAUAGCUUUCUGUGAUUAUACUGGAAACUGCAUAAAGGAUGUGGUUUCAGCACCUAGACCCCAAACUCCACCUGUCAGAAGAAUAACAGCCACCAAGGACGAGGAAGAUAAUGCGAUGGAAUACGGAUUCCCAUCGUCGCACACUCUUAAUACUGUCUGCUUGUCGGGGUACCUUUUACACUACGUUCUUGACUACAGUGAAAGCAAUGAUCUCUCCAUUAGAGUGGCUGGAAUCAUUCUGGCUUGUCUGGUUGUUGGUCUCAUUGGUUUUGGAAGGAUAUACCUCGGGAUGCACAGCUUGAUCGAUAUUAUUGGUGGUCUGGCUUUGGGACUAGGAAUCUUGGCAAUUUGGCUUUCUGUGUCAGAAUACAUAGAUAAUUUUGUAGUUUCUGGUCAAAAUGUUGUAUCUUUCUGGGCCGCCUUAUGCUUCUUGUUACUGUUUGCAUACCCCACUCCUGAAGUUCCAACACCAAGUUUUGAGUAUCACACAGCCUUCAAUGGCGUUUCCCUGGGUAUUGUGAUAGGAAUCCACCAGACGUUCAAUCAGUUUCACCAUGAGGAUGUCGCUCGUGUAUUUUCCCCUCAGCUUGCACUUCCUGCCUUUGUGGGUAGACUACUACUAGGAAUCCCGACAAUCCUUCUUGUGAAGUUCUGCAGCAAGGCUCUUGCCAAAUGGAUUCUUCCAAUUUUUUCAAAUACUUUGGGAAUCCCAGUAAGAUCAACAAGCUAUAUACCUAACUUAAAUGGAACCGAUAAGAAAUCUGAUAUAUUGAAGCAGUCCGGUUAUCUCCAGAAAAUGUUCUCCAAGCAGACGUCAUUUGAUGUCGAUACCGGCAUCAGGCUCCUUCAGUAUGCUGGUCUUGCCUGGUCUGUUGUUGAUCUUGUACCUUCAAUGUUCUUUCACAUAGGAUUGUAACGCCAUAAUACUGAUGUAUAAUAGCAGCUGCAUUUUUCUUUAUUAUCUUUCUACUUAGUUUUGUCUUUGCGUUUCCCAGGUAGGGUAGUGGUGGUGGUGGUGGUGGUGGUGGUGAUUGAUGAUUAAAUAGGCUGUAUGGGUAUUGCCAAAGCUACUGGCAUUGCUAUAUUCUUAUUGUAUAGAGACAUCUUCAAAAUUUAUUGCAAAUUAUGAUCCAUUAAGGUGGAA
Molecule: messenger RNA, 1614 nt
Organism: Salvia splendens (bonfire salvia)
Lineage: Eukaryota; Viridiplantae; Streptophyta; Magnoliopsida; Lamiales; Lamiaceae
Product: lipid phosphate phosphatase delta
Exons: 8
Coding region: 172-1386 (404 amino acids)
Cellular component (GO): endoplasmic reticulum membrane
Molecular function (GO): sphingosine-1-phosphate phosphatase activity
Source: RefSeq, a predicted model, not a curated record